Oncorhynchus mykiss (rainbow trout) is the source of this 1157-nucleotide messenger RNA. NCBI's taxonomy places the organism in Eukaryota, Metazoa, Chordata, Actinopteri, Salmoniformes, Salmonidae. The record is from RefSeq and is a predicted model, not a curated record.
GGGGUGUGCAUCAGUUGCAACGCCGAGACUGGAAUUCUCUUGCGGCCGGAAACCCCCCAAUCCUUAUCUUAACAUUGUGACAACAUAGUAACUGCGCUGUAGCCUACACAUUUAUUUUCUUUAGUAAGAAACGCUGAAUAAACAAUAGCUUCCGCGAUGAAUCCGGACAAAGCUAGCCCGUUCCCCUCUACCCUCACGGAGUCCCCGGGUCAAACGCCUCCCGGGACCGCUUUACUGCUGCGUCUGGUCGACUGCAGGAAAACACCGGGGCAGAGUGGAACUGAGAGAGGAGGAGAAGAGAAGGAAGAGGGAGAUUGGAUUUCAUUAAGUAAGAACCAUGGGUACAGCCCAAACCUUUGCUCUCUCAGUGGGAGGGGCUUAUCAUCAGGAGAUCCUAAACAACAACGUGAUGCUGACAAGACGUCUCUCCAGAAGAGUCUCUUAAGAUCAGAACGUCUCAGUAGCUGUGAUCAGUGUGGGAAGAGCUUCAAACAAUCACAACAUCUGAUUACACACCAACAAAUACACACAGGAGAGAAACUUUAUAGCUGUGAUCAGUGUGGGAAGAGCUUCAAUCAAUCAGGGACCCUAACUACACACCAAUUCAUACACACAGGAGAGAAGCCUUAUAGCUGUGAUCAGUGUGGGAAGAGCUUCAAUCAAUCAGGGACCCUAACUACACACCAACGCAUUCACACAGGAGAGAAGCUUUAUAGGUGUGAUCAAUGUGGGAAGAGUUUCAGGACGUCAGGACAACUGACUACACACCAACGCAUACACACAGGAGAGAAACCAUAUAGCUGUGAUCAGUGUGGGAAGAGCUUCAAUCAAUCAGGGACCCUAACUACACACCAACGCACACACACAGGAGAGAAGCCUUACAGCUGUGAUCAAUGUGGGAAGAGCUUCAGGAAUUCAGGACACCUGACUAUACAUCAACGUAUGCACACAGGAGAGAAACCAUAUAGCUGUGAUCAGUGUGGGAAGAGUUUUGCUCGAGAUUUCAACCUGACUAAACACCAGCUCACACACACUGGAGAGAAACCUUACUCUUGUCUAUGUGGAAAGAGCUUUGCUCAUUCAGAGUCACUGAAAAAACACCAGAAAGCCCUUUCCUCUCCGGCACCGGUUCAAGAUCCCUAAAUAAAGUUUCAAUA